AUGAAUGCCUCCAAAUGUUUUUCUGCUUUUGUCAAAAUAUCUCCUUGCAUAAAGUUUAAAAAAUUUAAAACAAAUAAAGCUGUAUUAACAAUAGUUAGAGGAUUAAAGAAUAUAUUGCAUUUGAAUCUAGUAAAGUCUGCUCUGGAUAAGUGUCACGGGACGUUCAACUUUAAAGGAUCCAAUAUAUUGCAUUUUCUUCCUUUGUGUGCCGUUUCUCAAGGACUCUCUGUUCCUUAUCAGUUCCUGGAAUACAGGAAUGAGCAGAGCUGCAUGCAGUUCUCAGGACUGAGAUCAUGGGAACUAUCCUGCUUGAAUUCCCUUCAGUGA
This is a messenger RNA of Rangifer tarandus platyrhynchus (Svalbard reindeer), 327 nucleotides long. The record is from the annotation of a GenBank genome assembly. Lineage: Eukaryota; Metazoa; Chordata; Mammalia; Artiodactyla; Cervidae.